AGGUACGCUGGGGAGAAAAAGGCUCGACCGAGGAGGGGGCCCGCCUGGAGAAGGCCAAAAAUGCUAUAGUGUCGGAACCCGAGGACGUGGAGGAGCCGAUGAUGAAACGUCCAACUCCAAAACCCACCGCGAUGAACCGUCAGGCUGAAAACAAAUGGUACACUCCCAUCAAGGGGCCGCUGCCUGAGCUUUAACCGUGUGCCCCACCAGCAGCAGAGGACCUGGACUCGGGUCUGAACCACGAACCAACCAGGGAGGACGUUCAGGCCUUUUAUUUGUGCUUUUAUUUUGUUAUUUCCUCUGCAGACGUGCGAGCUCGCAGCUGAAACCACUUCCUGUUUGGCUCAAACUGUCCACCUAACCAAGUUUUAAACUCUUAUAUCAGCUAAAAAAGUCCUUUUC
Austrofundulus limnaeus is the source of this 402-nucleotide messenger RNA. RefSeq names its product anthrax toxin receptor 2. Gene Ontology annotation, molecular function: transmembrane signaling receptor activity. Lineage: Eukaryota; Metazoa; Chordata; Actinopteri; Cyprinodontiformes; Rivulidae. The record is from RefSeq and is a predicted model, not a curated record. Gene Ontology annotation, cellular component: cell surface; plasma membrane.